UUCAUCCACGCCGAGCCAAUAGAAAUGUAUAUAUUUACCACGCCGGCCGCUGGGGAGCAAUUUGUGACGACUCUUGGGACGAUGUUGCGGCACAAAUUGUGUGCAGACACUUCAACAGAACUGGCACGGCCACUCGUGGCAGCCAGUAUGGGGAGGCACGGAGAAAAUACUGGAUGGAUGAUGUUGUAUGUUUAGGAGAUGAGACAUCUAUCUCUCAAUGUGUAUUCAGUGGUUGGGGCUCAUCUGACUGUGAAAUCAGCGAAGCCGCAGGUGUUAACUGUACCACUGAAAUUUCCAAUACAACAGUUAUAAGGAAAAGAGAAUCUGGAAAUAAACAUGAUCUAUUGAAUCAUGAUGACGUGGCAUUCAGAUUAGUAGGUUCAAACCAGCAGAACUCAAACAGGAGUGUGAGGAGUCAAAGUCAAGGAAGAGUUGAAAUCUACUACAACAAAAUCUGGGGUAGCGUCUGCCCCGACGGGUGGACCCUAUACGAAGCUAUGGUGGUCUGCAGACACCUAGGUCUAGGUUUUGCUGAGCAGGCACUACAGACUGAUUCGUUCGGAAAGUCUCGUAUCGUACUCUCCAACGUUCACUGCCAGGGGAAUGAGAGCAAUGUGUUUCUGUGCGAGCAUCGGUAUGGUGAUGUCCAAUGUCCGAGUGAUGAAGGUUACGUGGCAGCAGUGGUGUGUACCGAACGAAUGGCUGACUUGGCUCUGAAUACGCAAACUUUAGAAAUCACAGGACAUUUACAGGACGUCCCCUUGUAUCUACUGCAAUGUGCUAUGGAAGAGAACUGCCUGAGCAGAACUGCUUAUGAGGUCCAAGAAUCAAAUCCUGACUGGCAUUUUGAGACGCGAAGGCUACUCCGUUUCACUGCCUCUUCUAUGAACAUCGGGAAUGACGAUUUCAGACCGUAUUUACCUAAACAUCUCUGGCAAUGGCACCUUUGUCAUAUGCAUUACCACAGCAUGGAAGUGUUUGCCACAUUCGACGUACUAGAUGACAAAGGCAGGCGAGUAGCGGAAGGUCACAAGGCAUCGUUCUGCCUAGAAGACAAUACAUGUCACCCAGAUGUGGAGAAGAAGUAUUCUUGUAAAAAUUAUGGCGAUCAAGGUAUUUCAGUCAAUUGUUCAGACAUAUACUUGUACAAUCUGGAUUGUCAAUGGGUGGAUGUUACCGAUGUGUUGCCUGGAGACUACACUUUUAAAGUGGCAGUGAAUCCUCAUGCAAGAAUACCUGAACAAACUUACCACAACAACGCGGCGACUUGCCAGUUAAGACUGACGGAGUCUUACGCCAGAGUCUACGGGUGUAGUCUCGGGAGACCUUAAGAGAAGAAGUCUUUUUU
Molecule: messenger RNA, 1348 nt
Organism: Amyelois transitella
Lineage: Eukaryota; Metazoa; Arthropoda; Insecta; Lepidoptera; Pyralidae
Gene: Loxl2
Product: lysyl oxidase homolog 2
Exons: 9
Coding region: 174-1331 (385 amino acids)
Biological process (GO): peptidyl-lysine oxidation
Cellular component (GO): membrane
Molecular function (GO): protein-lysine 6-oxidase activity; copper ion binding
Source: RefSeq, a predicted model, not a curated record